AUGGUCAACUUGUGGAGCAAUGUCACCGAGCAACCGAUCCCUGUCAUCAAGUCAGGCACAUGCGCCAAUGUUAUUGCCGAUUCGACACGCUCUCUUCAACAAUGCGUACAAGAACAACUCACACACCUUGACAACCGUGCGAGAGCCUUGGCAACUUGUGGCAGCUUUGGGGCAGCCUUGAAAGAUGUUGCUAGGAUACGACAACUGGUUCCUUCUUCGGCAAUGGGAUACUUGUGUGCUGGUCACGUGUAUUCACUUCAAGGACGACAAAAAGCAGCGAUUAAUAUCUAUGAUAAGGGGCUGGCCGCUGUUUCAUCAUCGGAUCCAUCUCAUCAACAACUUGUGGAAGCACGAUCGAUGGCUCAACAACGUGAUAGGAAGAGAAUCGAUUUCAUCAAUGAACUCCCUUUGGACAUCAUUAUGAAUAUUGCACCAUGGAUCUUGUCUACGGAGAGGAUGGCACCAAGUGAAAUCCGAGAAUAUCUUGAUGUGUCACGUGUAUGGCGAGAGAAGCUCUUAUCCUGUGUUCGAGAAUUGCAUGUAUUAAGCACAACCAAUGACAGCCAUCUGGAUGCUGAUGGUCUUCCGGGUCUGAUUGCCACUUAUUGUACAACCCUUACGCUUGAAAGUCGAGUUACUUGUUUACGCGAUUUCAUAUCAGAUGCAAGGUAUCCUUUAUUAAAGGCUUUGAACAUUAACCAGGUCUCUGCUGGUGACAACUAUGAUGAAUACGGUUAUUGUGGCAGUCGUCACUUCCUCGACAUCGUUGCGUCUUUUCGAUAUACAGCGACGUUGACCCGCUUGCGGAUCUUUGCAGGCGAGUCUUACUUCAUUCCCUUUGGCGAUAUUCUCAACAACUGCCCAAGCCUUGUUGAUUUGGAGACUACCUAUAUCAGUGCGAACAUGUCAACUGCACCCGCAAGCUGCCCCAAUUUGAAAUCAUUGUCGUUUAUGCUGAAUAAGUAUCAAGACCUUGAUAUGGAUGAUAUCACCAAACGACUCCCUGGAUUGGAAAGACUUGUAACUUCGCCUUUUCAGUAUGCAAAAGAUUUGGGGAUCAUUCAAGACAAUUGUCCAAAACUCGAAGUCAUCGGGAGCCAUGGGAGUGUUGGUUUCCCCGCAACAAGCAACUAUGAUGAUACGCCUACUACUAUGGUUGGCGUGCGGAUGCUUUAUAUUCAUGACUAUGAAACUCGCUGGUCGGAUCUGCAUCAAGGCGAGAUAGAGCAUGUGGUGGAAUUCAUGCAACAAAACAGCGACACAUUGCAAGACAUCUCCUUUUGCACAACAUUCCCUUACAACGAUGAAGAAUCGGAUGGCCAUUCUGUUGUUGCUGAUAGCAAUGCAUUUACAUUUACCCGGAUGACAAGUUAUAAACAACAAGAAAUAUACGUACCGGAACAUCUUUGCAUCGCCAGAAUGGUUGUACAGAAAUCACCUCAUUUGAAGAGCUUUGAGCUUGUCAGAGGUUUCGAUCAUGACGACCUGGUCUUUGUCAAUGCUGGCGAACUAUUUGAUUACUUGGUUGGCAUUUGCACACUUGAAUCCGCUAUCAUCAAAUUGCCGAACAAGUGUACUUUGAUGUACGAGGGAGGCAUGGAGCGCUUUAUCCAAUACCACAGCAGGAUCGAUACGCAAUUACACACAUUGAUACUUCCACAGUACACACGUCUAUCCAAUGAUGCGUUGGACGCAUUAACAACACUGCCACGACUCAAGACCUUGGGAUUUGAUUUGUCUACGGUGCAAGGUGAAGAUGAUGAAGAUGGUAAAAAGGCUUCACGCUUCAUUCAAAAACUGAGGUUGAGAUGUCCACAAUUACAGCACCUUGAAGUAGUCAGCGACGCUCCAAUACCCGAUAUCGUCUUUGCACAGCUCUCCAAGCUGAACAUCAAGUCGCUUCAUUUGAUCAUGCUAUCUCUCUUUAUGCACAAUGCGCCAACAAGUUUAUUGAACCUAUUGGAAUGCCCACAGUUACAAGAGUUACAUAUUUACCCUCCCUACCGCAUCACAAAGAAUCGAACCAAUACUUGUAUUAGAACGAAGCUAGAAAGUAAAAUACCAAGACUCUCAUGGUAG
Lichtheimia ornata is the source of this 2079-nucleotide messenger RNA. RefSeq lists its product as uncharacterized. The transcript has 2 exons. Gene Ontology annotation, molecular function: protein binding. Lineage: Eukaryota; Fungi; Mucoromycota; Mucoromycetes; Mucorales; Lichtheimiaceae. Bases 1 to 2079 code for a protein of 692 amino acids. The record is from RefSeq and is a predicted model, not a curated record.